UUAUUUUUUCUUAUUUUCUUAAUCGGUUCAUAUCUUCUUCGCCUCCCUUCCUCUUGCUCUUAUUUCAAUAGAUUUUUCGCCUCCCUUCCUCUUGCUCGCUCGUUCUCUCAUGAGUCGAUACACUGGUGGAAAUACUGAAUACUUUUUUGACAUAACCAUUUCCCUAUAAAAUUUAGCCAUUCUAUUUAAAUUAUGUAAAUCUCACAACUAUCUUCAUAUCAAAUACAUAAGCAUUUAGCUAAUGAAAAUUAUGGUGUAGAAUAUCAUUUUUAAAGAUGACGGUACUAAUUUUUUCCAGAUUUGUAGUAAUGAUUUUCAAAAUCAAUGGUUUAUAGUAGUAUCCAUUUUACAGAUCUUUUCAUAUUUAUGGUGUAGUAAUGAUUCUGAGGUAACUAUUUGUUUUAAGAUAGUUUUUUUUAUAGAAACCUGCUCGAAGCUUUAUUGAUCAAUCGAAGAAAAUUCGAUGCUAAGAAGAACAUUAACCUCAACAAGAAAAUAUCUAACUAACUAGAAGAAAAUUCCUAAAUCACUACCGAUAACGAUUCAUCACUACAAGAAAAUAUCAAAUCACUACUAUAACCGUGAAAACACUACUAAAUUAAUUAGGAGUAAUUUUUCUGUUGUAAUAUUUUCACGUAUAAUAUGCCUAUUACAAAGAAGAUAGAGAUACUUUAAAUUUUAAUUAAUUCAUUAAAUUAAUUUUAUCAUAUACAUAAUAAGCCCCUCAUUACUCUCCACCAUCCGAUUUAAGUUAAAACUAAAAUGAACGGUGAUUAGAUUGUUUAGCAUGGUGCUAACUUCUAUAGAGAUUUAGCACUCUAACUCGUCCCAAAUGGGUAAGUUCGAUGCUAAGAAGAAGUCAAUGAUUCUGUUUAUAGAGAAUCAAUUGAGAAUUUUGUUUAUAGGGCAACAUGUGCUCUAAAAAUAGGUAAUUAAUUCAAAUAUAGUGGUAGAACACUCUUAAACAAUAUCAAAUUGAUAGAGUUCAAUUCUUGGCAUAUAAAAGGUAUAUAUAUAUAUUUCUUUUCCCAAAACUUACCUGGCAGGCAGGCUGCCUCCGCCUAUUGCCGGGGCCAAUACCGGAGAAAAAUACAUUCUAAUUGGUCUGGAAAAUGCACGUUGUGAUGCAUGCAGAUUACUCCGGGUCUGAUUCUGAUCAGAGGACGUCGUCGGAGCUGCCGGGAGAAGCCGCAGCUGCUGCUACGCGCUCAGUACCGGCGAAUGAUGAUGAUGAGAACGGUGGUCAACUCUGGCAGCCUCCUGCACGCGACAGCUCUCCUCCUCCUUCAAGUAAACCAGAACAUGCACAGAAGAAGAGGCUGUGGACGUCGAUGACCUGCACAAUUGCCUGCAACAAAGGCCAUCGUCCGCAAGACCAGCAGCAGCAGCGUUACAUAGAGCCAGAAAUGUCAGCCAAAACAGCAGCCGGAGAGGAUAUUGAAGGAGCGGUGGUGGUUGCUGUAAGGGUUGUCUUUAUUUGACAACUUGACUUGUAAUUAGGGACACAAAAUAUAUAGUACGGAGACAGACAACGACCAAGAAUUCCUGUAUGCAAUAUUCCCCACCAUACAUUAUUCAUGUAUUUAUUUAUAAGGUUUAGUCCUUAUUCACUAGCUUAUAACCCGGCCCGUUGGCCGGAAUGUUUAUAUUUGAUUUUUUUAUACUUUUUAUGUUACAUUAAAGUCUAUCAACCUGUUUAAUUUUAUUGACAAUCUUUCAAUUGAGAUGAAACAUAAAGAAAGAAUAUAUAGGUCGAACAUUCAGAGAAAUAUCAUCAUCAUUUGAGAAAAUAAAAUUUAAAAAUGUAUAAAACAUCUUAUUUUCAUAAUGAUAAUUAAGGCCAGUUAAUAUGUUAUUAGUUAGUUGAUUGUUAAGAAAGAUAGAGUAUAAAAGCUCACUGGAAUUCCCACACGACCCAUAGAUAGUUUGAAACUGAAUCUAAAACCUCACAAUCCUACGUAAAUGUUUCAAUACUCUCAUUUUGGGGGCAAUAUGCCACUAAUAAAAAAGAAAUGGAGGGUUGUAGGUUCAAGUCAACUAUAUACUAACAACUCAGCUAAGAGAGGACCAUCAAAACUUGAGAGCAAACGACAAAAUUGGAUUACCUCCAAUAUACUAAUAGACUCGAUCAAAGUAAUAUGACGCAAAAUUAGGCAGUCCUUAUCUAUCAGUUCCAGCAGGCUGAAUAAAGAAUCGACCUACUUCAUUAAAUCAAUAAAUAAUUACUCGUUUUAAGAUAGAAAUAGGUUGUGGUAGCUGCAAAAACCAUAAACCUAAUGAUCCAAUAGCCACCACUCUCCAUUGAACGACCAAAUUUUUAUCUACUCUAUCUUCAAUCUGAAGAAGCAUAUGUUUCAACCAAACAUUCACUUUCUAAUCCUCCUUCUGCAACUCCAUUUCUGCUACUUUGAUGGACCUUCUCUCUGCGGCCCUCAAUUUCUCUUCCAAUUGGGGUUCUUGUCAACUCGCUCUUCAACUCCUCAAUCCCCUUCUUGUGUUUUGCCAACUCAUCUUCCUCAGGGGCAGUUCUAAUAAGUUCGCUAAAACCAAAACUCAUCUCCAAUUCCAUAAAUAUGCUCAUCUCCCCCCUUGCAUGCCUUCACCUGCUUCAGCACACUUCCAUGUCCUUCAAUAUCCUCUCCAUUUUCAUUAAUAUCCUCAUCAUCUCUCACUUCAACUGCUCCAGUUUUGCUUCCGCGUCUUUCAAUACCCUCCUCAAUUCGAUCACUACCCUCAGUAACUCCCUCUUCUCUGCCUUAACCUGCUACCGUUGAAUUUUUCUUCCCCCCACCACUCUCAUUCUCAAACUCAAUCCUAACCCUUCUACUCCAAGUUCAACACCCCAAACUCCUAGACUGUUGCAUGAAAGCUCAAUUUCUAACUAAUUCUAAAACAAUAUCAAAAUUUGAUUAGUGAGUUGGACCAUAAGAAUAAAAAUUAAUGAGGAAAAUUAUGGUUGCGGAGAACAUUAGUUCUCACAAAAUCAAAUAUGAGCGAAAAUAUUGUAAUUGAAAAGAAACCUUUUUUCUAAUUUUGAUCUUAUUUUAUUAUUUCAAUAGCUAAGCAAAGAACAAACAUAAUGUAUCGAAAACAAACAACAAAAAAGUAGACAGGGCUCUAGGAAAGUACAACUGCCCUGUUCUACACAAACAUCUCUUUUGCUUACAAACAAAUAUAGUACCCCAAACCAUCGUUCAAAUUCAUUUUCUAUAUUUAUAAAAAUCAUUCAUAAACAACAAACUUAGAUAAAUCGGGAAGGAAAUAAUAGCCUACCAGUUCAAGUCGAUGAACCUUAUAUGAAGAUAGAAACUCAUUGAAGUUGAAACCUAAUAACAGAAAGAGGAGAAAUGACGCAGGAGAUCCCCCGAGCUUUAAACAUCGUAUCAGGCAAUAAGAUCAAAAGAAAUAGAUAUUCUACAU
Molecule: messenger RNA, 3420 nt
Organism: Linum trigynum
Lineage: Eukaryota; Viridiplantae; Streptophyta; Magnoliopsida; Malpighiales; Linaceae
Source: the annotation of a GenBank genome assembly